AUGAAAUUCGCUCUGCUUCUCCUCUUCAUGACGCGUUUCGUGAGCUCCGAGGAGGAGUCAAGUGGCGAGGAGCCGCCCGAAAAGCUCCCUGAGCCAUCGGGUCCGGAUGACGUACUUCUGAUCAUGGUGAGGCGGUGCCUAUCGAUUGGUGUCUAAAAAUCCGAGUUUAGGGCGAAAACGCGACGUUUCUCAAUGACAACGGGACGAUUUACGAGUCGACGGAGCCGAAAUACGCGUUCAGUCUGCUCGAGACGUACCUUCCGCUCUUCCUGUUCGUCCUGGAUCUGCCCGCAAAGGAUCGGGACACUCUGCGCGCGUACAUGUCGGAGAAAACGUACGAGAAGUUAAAGUACGAUAUCGAUUCGAGGGUGCGCGCGCGGAGGGACCACGAAGACGACAAUAUUCUCGGCAAGAUCAACGAGUCACUGGUCGGAUCCAUUGAGACGGUCGAGCAGUUCGACGAGAUUACGAUACUUCUCGUGCACGGAUAUCAUGUGAGUGAUAAGGUGCCUUGGCGUCUCUUCCCAAUUUCUCAUUUUCAGAACGCCUCGGUCUACAACGCAAUCCGUUCGGUCUACCUGAAACAAUUGCGUCCGUUCCUCCCACUCAUCGAUCAAAUGGCCAUCAUGCAGUACUUUGCGCAAAGGUGCCGUAAUACCGGCCACGCGAAAUUCCUUUUUUUUUGUCAAUUUCAGAAAAGUGUCCGAGUACGAGCGCAUGUCGAUUUGGGCGCGAAUCUGGGAGAAUCUGAGUGUGUGGAUGUACGGAAAGAAGCAGCUGAACGAGUGCUACGCGACGGAACCAAAGUGCGUCAGGCGUGCGUUGGAGGCGUUGAAUUUCGAGCAGAGGAUCAGUCUGGACGCGGCCGCCUACGAGAACAAGUUUGACAGCGUCGACGGGAUUAUUAGGGACAAGGUAGGAGAAAGUUGCGCAGAAGUUGCAUGCAUUAGUUGCUUAAAAUUUUUACAAAAGUUGCAUAAGUCUACAAAUUUAGCUGGACGAGAACCAGAAAAGCAGUGAACUGGACGAAUGGCUGCUCCGAAAUCGACCGCCCGUCGCGUUGCAAGCGAUUCUGGACGAGAGAAGUGACGUGGAGGAAGAGUAGGAUUUGCAGAAAGUUACACAACUAUUGUCCGUUUCCAGAGCGCUCCAACGGCUACGCGACAACGGAGUUUUGAGCUCGCUCAAGCACUACUACAAGGCGGUCAUCGAGACGCGGAAUCAUGAGGAACAGGAGGUGCGUUGGCAGUCAAAGAAGGCUGCGUCGAAGCAAAUAUAUGCGUUGCAGGAAAUUCGAAGCUAUUUCGACGCGAUGAACGACACAUUCGCCCGGUGUUUCGACCCACUUCGCGGACAAUAUCACGAUUUUUAG
Messenger RNA from Caenorhabditis sp. 36 PRJEB53466, 1372 nucleotides. NCBI's taxonomy places the organism in Eukaryota, Metazoa, Nematoda, Chromadorea, Rhabditida, Rhabditidae. The record is from the annotation of a GenBank genome assembly.